GCCCGAAAAUGACCGGCUCCUCUUCCCAAUUCCAGCAGCUCGAAAAACUCGGCGAGGGCACGUAUGCCACCGUGUACAAAGGGCGCAAUCGUGCCACAGGCGCCCUCGUGGCAUUGAAGGAAAUCAGCUUGGAUCUGGAGGAAGGCACGCCCUCCACGGCCAUCCGGGAAAUCUCGCUCAUGAAGGAGCUCAACCAUGAGAACAUCGUCACGCUCUACGACGUGAUCCACACGGAAAACAAGCUCACGUUGGUGUUCGAGUACAUGGACAAGGACUUGAAGAAAUACAUGGAGACCCACGGGUCCAACGGCGCGCUCGACUUGAAAAUCGUCAAGCUGUUCAUGUUCCAGUUGCUCAAAGGCAUCAUGUUCUGCCACGACAACUUCGUGCUCCACCGCGACCUCAAGCCGCAGAACCUCUUGAUCAACACAAAGGGCGAGUUGAAGAUCGGCGACUUCGGCUUGGCCCGUGCGUUCGGCAUUCCGUUCAACACGUUUUCCAACGAGGUCGUGACACUCUGGUACAGGGCGCCCGAUGUGCUUUUGGGCUCGCGCGCCUACACCACGUCGAUCGACAUCUGGUCCGCCGGCUGCAUUUUUGCGGAAAUGUGCACCGGCAGGCCGCUCUUUCCGGGCACUGCGGCGGACGACCAGUUGAACAAGAUCUUCCGCUUGUUGGGCACGCCGCACGAGAAGACGUGGCCGGGCAUCGAGAAGUACGCCAACUACUCGAAGAGCUGGCAGAUCUACGUGCCGCAGGACUUGCGGCUGAUCGUGCCGGGGCUCGACACCAUGGGCUUGAACCUCUUGGCCAACUUGUUGCAGAUGCGGCCCGAGGACAGGAUCACUGCGCGGCAGGCGUUACAGCAUCCGUGGUUCCACGAGAUUGUGAAUCCUGGUGCGGCGGGCGCCGGCUUGGGCGACCCAUACUUGCACCUGCAGAGCCAGCACCACCCGUAGAGCGAGGGUGGCGCCACGUUCAGUUCCGGAGACCAGUUUAGUUUUGUAUAGUAUCUUUGAUGAAUUGCGGUACUUGCUUAGGGCUGUAGGGGAGGGCACUAGGGGGUGGGCGUCCUGGGUGGGUCUGUUUGGAUGGAUAUGAUUGGGGACUGUGUUGGCCUGUCGGAGUGUGUGGGUAUGUAUGGGUCUUGGAUAGAUAAGGUUGAGUAUUGGAAUGGUAUGCUUGGGUGUGGAUAGAUAUGCUUGGGUGUGGAUAGAUAUGCUUGGGUGUGGAUAGAUAUGUUUCGUUGUCGGAUAGGUAUGUUUGGGCAUUGGAUAUAUAUGCUUGGUAUUGGAAUGAUAUGUUUGGGC
This is a messenger RNA of Metschnikowia bicuspidata var. bicuspidata NRRL YB-4993, 1310 nucleotides long. RefSeq names its product cyclin-dependent serine/threonine-protein kinase (gene PHO85). NCBI's taxonomy places the organism in Eukaryota, Fungi, Ascomycota, Pichiomycetes, Serinales, Metschnikowiaceae. Gene Ontology annotation, biological process: protein phosphorylation. Gene Ontology annotation, molecular function: cyclin-dependent protein serine/threonine kinase activity; ATP binding. The transcript has 2 exons. Gene Ontology annotation, cellular component: nucleus; cytoplasm. The coding region runs from base 9 to 959 and encodes 316 amino acids. The record is from RefSeq and is a predicted model, not a curated record.